CAAAUCAUAUGGCAGCACUAAAGAACAUGCACUAAAAAAUAAUAACAUCAAUACAUUUACAGCUGUUUGGAAAAAAAAAACAAAACAAUAAACAAAAAAGAAAAAUAAACAGUGAAGAAAACUUUUAGUAAAUUAGCAUGACACAGAGCAUCCCAUCACCAACCCAAGCACCAGGAACUUAUAUUGAAAUGGAAAACUCACAAGAUGAAUUGCCGGUUAUAGACUUCAAAGCAGAUCGUUUUCCAUUUUGCAUUGUUUGGACUCCCAUACCUAUGCUGACUUGGUUCUUCCCAUUCAUUGGCCAUAUGGGUAUUUGUAUGUCGAAUGGAGUUAUACGAGAUUUUGCUGGUCCCUAUUUCGUUUCAGAAGAUAAUAUGGGGUUUGGCAGGCCAACGCGUUACUUGCGCUUAAAUCCCAAGUAUGUAGACGGUAGUGCUCUAAUGUGGGACGAAAAUGUUUCCAAGGCUUCAGUGCUCUACGGUACUCGUAUGCACAAUCUAUUCUGUGACAAUUGUCACUCUCAUGUGGCAACAGCGCUAUGUGGUAUGCGCUACAAAAAUCGCACGAGCUGGAAUAUGAUAAUUUUAGCAUUCUGGAUGUUCGUUUGUGGACGCUACGUGGGCUUAGCAGGUUUUAUUAAAACGUGGCUGCCCUUUCUGAUCGUUUUAACUAUAUGCAUUGUGUUGGGAGUAUAUUUUUGAGUUCCGAGUACACGAUAUAAAUGAAUUUAUAGUAUGUACCUAUGUCGUAUUUAAUUAGCAGUAGUUUGAUGUUAUUAGCUUUACUAAAGAGUUUUAACGGUUUCCCAACCACUAACGAUUACUUAAUAAAUAAAUAGUUUUAUUUAA
Molecule: messenger RNA, 848 nt
Organism: Lucilia sericata (common green bottle fly)
Lineage: Eukaryota; Metazoa; Arthropoda; Insecta; Diptera; Calliphoridae
Product: transmembrane protein 222
Exons: 1
Coding region: 138-701 (187 amino acids)
Source: RefSeq, a predicted model, not a curated record